CUUCUCAUUCUUUUCCCUGUCUCUUCUCAAUAUUUGCUUAUUUUAGCCCUUGUGGGGGGUUCUUUUCUUAAUAUCAUCCCUGUGUUCUGAACCAUGAAGAAGAUGAUAGCGGUUGCUGGUUCUUUGGAGUAUUCUCCAUAUGCCAUGUAUGAGGACCAAAGAACCAGGUUCAAGCACCAGAGCCUUAUGCAAGACUUUCAAGACUUACACAAGGAAACAGAGGCCAUGAGAAAGAAAUUGCAGAUGUUGAAAGAACGAAAAUCGACUCUGUUGGCUGAAGUCCGGUUUUUGAAGAAGAGGCAUAAAUUCUUGAUGCAAACCCGAUCUUCAAACGCUCUGGCGGAACGGUUCUUCGCACUGCCGCAGAGUAUGGUGAUUAGAAGCAAACCGAAUAUGAAGGGAAAGAGAUCAACGGGAAAGGAACAUUCUUUGCGACACCUAGCUACAGGUUUUGGUUUGAACCAGAGGGGAAAGACUUGUAGUGAAAAGGAAACCUUACUCACUCGACCUUCUCCGAUGAUCGACUUAAACCUAAAAGCAGCAGAAAGUUUUCUGUCAAGAGGCGGAAGUUACUCUGCGGAGUUCUUUACCGGCUCUCAACUUGAACCAGAAGGAAAGGCUUUACAGCGAAAAACAGAGCAGGAAGAACUACAGGCUAAUGAUAACUCACUGAGAAUAGAGGAACUCAAGAAAAGUUCAAUCCGAAUCGGAAAUGACGAGCAGCACAACGAUAUUAAACUAUCCACCUGCUGGAACACCGGAAACGGCCCGAACAGAGUCGGGAAACGAAAGAUAACAUGGCAAGAUCCGGUGGCAUUGAGUGUUUAAGUCCCUUAGUUGGAAGGGGUGGUACUUGAUAGUUUAGCUUCCGUCCCCCAUUUUUAUUGCACUAUUUUGUAAAAAAAGAAAAUAUAGUUGCACCAAUUGAAUUUAUGAAGAUAAAUAUGAAGAUUGAUGAUUGGGAAUCAGAUAUAUUCUCAACGAAAAUGUGUUGUUUACUUACAGCAUGAUUCAUGCUUAAUUCUCGGAGUAAUCGAGAAGCAACUUGGUGGCUUGCAUUUGUUUGUGAUGUGAA
This is a messenger RNA of Hibiscus syriacus, 1075 nucleotides long. RefSeq lists its product as uncharacterized. The record is from RefSeq and is a predicted model, not a curated record. Bases 94 to 828 code for a protein of 244 amino acids. The transcript is spliced from 4 exons. NCBI's taxonomy places the organism in Eukaryota, Viridiplantae, Streptophyta, Magnoliopsida, Malvales, Malvaceae.